Molecule: messenger RNA, 656 nt
Organism: Gamsiella multidivaricata
Lineage: Eukaryota; Fungi; Mortierellomycota; Mortierellomycetes; Mortierellales; Mortierellaceae
Product: histone-fold-containing protein
Exons: 5
Coding region: 73-606 (177 amino acids)
Biological process (GO): negative regulation of transcription by RNA polymerase II; positive regulation of transcription by RNA polymerase II; transcription by RNA polymerase II
Cellular component (GO): nucleus; negative cofactor 2 complex
Molecular function (GO): core promoter sequence-specific DNA binding; RNA polymerase II general transcription initiation factor activity; transcription coactivator activity
Source: RefSeq, a predicted model, not a curated record
AAAAAAAAAAAAAAAAAAAGGAGCGCAGCAAGGACAGCUCACCUGGGCGAGCACACGCACACUAUCACAGCCAUGCGCAAGAAAUAUAAGACCAAGUUCCCGGUGGCGCGUAUCAAGAAGAUCAUGCAAAUGGACGAGGAUGUUGGCAAGGUCGCCCAGGCUACCCCUAUCCUCAUAUCCAAAGCAUUGGAACUCUUUAUGCAGUCCUUGAUUGACGAAGCGUGCAUGGAAACACGCUCCAAGAACGCAAAACGACUCACAGCCGCGCAUCUCAAAAAGACUAUUCUAGACAAAGACCAAUUCGAUUUCCUACGGGAUAUUGUUCAGAACGUUGCAGAUCCUCAAGGCUGUGGAUCAGGAGCAGGGGCAGGAGCGUCAGGAACAGGACCAGGAAAGGCAGAAGCAGACGAAGCAAGCAGCAGCGGAAGCAGUAGCCACCACAGCAGCCACCAUGGCGGCAAUGCCAUGAAGGUGGAUGAAGACGAUAAAGCCUAUGCAGAUUUUGCAGGAGCCAUGGCAGCAGCAAGGAGGGGGACAUCAUCAAAGAAGGCAGUUGCAAAAAACGCCGUGAAAGAAGAAGAGGACGAUGACUAUGACAACGAGUAAUACGGUAGAUAGCAGGGUAUAAUAAAAAAAAAUUAUUUGAACGAAGAAAA